Messenger RNA from Antrostomus carolinensis (chuck-will's-widow), 132 nucleotides. It is a transcript of the gene GNG10, whose product is annotated as G protein subunit gamma 10. The record is from RefSeq and is a predicted model, not a curated record. The transcript has 2 exons. NCBI's taxonomy places the organism in Eukaryota, Metazoa, Chordata, Aves, Caprimulgiformes, Caprimulgidae. Bases 1 to 132 code for a protein of 43 amino acids. Gene Ontology annotation, cellular component: heterotrimeric G-protein complex. Gene Ontology annotation, molecular function: G-protein beta-subunit binding. Gene Ontology annotation, biological process: G protein-coupled receptor signaling pathway.
AUGCCGGUCUCUCAGGCAGCUGCAGAACUCCAGCAGUACUGUAUGCAAAAUGCCUGCAAAGAUGCCUUGCUUGUUGGGGUUCCUGCAGGGAGCAAUCCCUUUCGAGAACCCCGAUCCUGUGCUCUACUCUGA